CAAACACCUCAAGUAUAGGACAAGAAAACGCAAACCUUUGCAAAGAUGAAGCAGAGUCUCUGUGCUGUCGGAAAGCGAGCUGCAUCGACUCUGACCAAGGAAGCUGGAGAUAUCAGUUCUGUCUUCCCCUCCUUGUCGGGUAAGAAGCCAGACCCGCUUCCGCCAAGGUUUAGCCAGUUAAAGAAGGAACUGAUUCGGGGGAAUGAGAACGCCAUCAGAAGCUCCUGGCAGAGGCUCGUAGAGAGCCUGCAGGCCGAAGUACACGAGAUCAAAUCAGCGGGCAGUGAUGUCAUCCCCGUCAUUGACUAUCACGAGGUCGCCUCGGGGCAAGUCCCCGAAGCAAAGCUAGCCGAGAUCCGCCAUCGUGGGACAGUGGUCGUUCGCAACGUGGUCCCAAGAUCCCAAGCGUUGGACUUGAAGCACCGAGCAAAAGAGUACAUCGCCGCAAAUCAAUCGAAGGUUAGAGCAUUCCCUGCCGACGACCCUGCCGUAUACGAGCUGUACUGGAGCCCAUCUCAAGUCGAGGCGAGGGCCAAUCCCAACCUGCUCAAAACGCAGUCAUUUCUUGCGUCCUUCUGGCACUCGUCUGAUCCAAAGUCGGAGAUCUCAACGAGCUACCCUUUGUCAUAUGCAGACCGAUUUCGCAUUCGACGGCCAGGCGACGCCAAAUUCGCCCUGGGUCCGCACACAGACGGGGGUAGCCUUGAACGAUGGGAAGAUCCCGAGUACUCCCACGUGUACCGGCCCAUCCUGCAAGGGCAAUGGGACAGGUAUGACCCAUUUGAUGCGUGUCACCGUAUCAAUGCAAAGAUGGACAUGUACAAUGGUGCCGGAGCCUGUAGCAUGUUCCGGCUGUUCCAAGGCUGGCUGUCCAUGUCAUCGACUGGGCCUGGAGAGGGCACAUUGAAAGUCUGCCCUUUGCUACGACAUGCCACGUCUUACCUGAUGUUGAGGCCAUUCUUCGACUUGGAGUCAGGCAGGCUCAAUCUUGAUGCCACAUUCCCCAACUCAGUGCCUGGAGCUUGUCAAGAAUACAACCCCCAAACACAUCCACACUUGGAGCUCGACUCAACCAUGGUCAGCAUGCCCCAAGUUGAACCUGGGGAUUAUGUUGCGUGGCAUUGUGACACCAUUCACGCCGUCGAUAAAGAGCACGUAGGUAAGGGGGAUAGUAGCGUUCUCUAUAUCCCCGCCUGUGCGAUGACGAAAUCCAAUCUGGAGUUUCUGGGGCGGCAGCGCAAGAGUGCUUUGAAGUACAGUCCACCUCCUGAUUUCCCAGGCGCUGGUGGUGACGGAGAGAUCGGGUUUCACGGCGCGAUCGAUUGGCAUCAAGUUAAUGCCCAGGGGAAAAGGGCAAUGGGUCUUGGGAAUAUGCCCUGGGAUGUUCAAGAGGGGAUGAGUGAGGGAGAACGUCGAGUCAUUGAAGAGGGCAACCGUCUGCUCUUCACCUGACUGGCGGCAUCAGAAAUCCGGUCAGUGGACAAGGUGAGACAAGACAGUGUUGCAUCAAGGCUGGCUGUGAGACUUCACAGGGUAGUUGAUGUAGAUACAGUCACGGGAGAAGAGUUUUUAGGAUCCACAUAGAUGGGACAGUGUUCUGUCGGUACAGGCAGUGACGUCGAGCAGCCAUUAACAGUGGAUGUGAAACAAAGUCACUGCAUGUGGGGAAGACGCAAUCAGUCUGCCUUUACCAAGAUCUGAAUCCUGGUAGUUUCAGGAGGACAUCGAUCGACAAAAGUUGAGGAGGUAGAGGAUUCCCUGCCGAUGCAGAUCUUCUUCAAAGCCAAGUUAAAUGCUUGAGGUCCAAUGGCCGCCUGAAGGGCUUCUACGGUCAAUUUAUGCGCAAGGUGCCGGGAACAUCAG
Exophiala mesophila is the source of this 1863-nucleotide messenger RNA. RefSeq lists its product as uncharacterized. The record is from RefSeq and is a predicted model, not a curated record. The transcript has 2 exons. Bases 46 to 1452 code for a protein of 468 amino acids. NCBI's taxonomy places the organism in Eukaryota, Fungi, Ascomycota, Eurotiomycetes, Chaetothyriales, Herpotrichiellaceae.